Molecule: messenger RNA, 355 nt
Organism: Juglans regia (Persian walnut)
Lineage: Eukaryota; Viridiplantae; Streptophyta; Magnoliopsida; Fagales; Juglandaceae
Product: auxin-responsive protein SAUR50-like
Exons: 1
Coding region: 1-333 (110 amino acids)
Biological process (GO): response to auxin
Source: RefSeq, a predicted model, not a curated record
AUGGCUCUCAAAAAAUCUAGCAAACUUCCUCAUGCAGCAGCUUUGAAGCAGAUUCUGAAAAGAUGCUCAAGCUUUGGGAAGAAACAUGGCUACAAUAAUGAAGAGGACCUUCCUGAUGAUGUGCCGAAAGGCCAUUUUGUUGUCUAUGUGGGAGAGAACAGAAGCAGAUACAUCAUUCCCAUUUCAUGGCUGGCUCACCCGCAGUUCCAAAGUCUGCUUCAAAGAGCUGAGGAAGAGUUUGGAUUUAAUCAUGACAUGGGUCUUACCAUUCCUUGUGAAGAAGUUGUUUUUAGGUCUCUAACGUCGAUGAUCAGAUCAAGUUAUGACGACUGAAAAUAGGGUUCUUUGGAAAUAU